Molecule: messenger RNA, 1043 nt
Organism: Amoebophrya sp. A25
Lineage: Eukaryota; Dinophyceae; Syndiniales; Amoebophryaceae
Source: the annotation of a GenBank genome assembly
AGCUGAAUUACAAGUUUUUAUACUCUACUCCUCCACAGUAGCUGAAAAUUUCCUCGUCGAGUCAUUUUGCAUUACCUGCUAGAAAAAAAUGUCCUGGUUGAAGACUUUCACGGAGAGCGUAAAGCUCGUUUCUCAGGAUGUUGCCCACAUGGCAGAAGACGUUGUCGGAAAGGCUGGCGAAAGCUUGCGUAAGAUGGCACAGACCGAUCACGUUGCCAGUGUGGAGGAGGCAGCUUGUAGUGUACGUGAUUUGGAAGGUGCCAUACUCUUGCUCCAGGGAUGGAAUCAGUUAUGGACUAUGAAGAGUAAGUGGUACUAGUACGACUACUAGGAACAGAGCUUAACUUAAACUUUAACAAGUAGAAGCUUGGAGCUUAACUUUAACAAGUAGGUUUGUAUGCUAGGAUGCUGCUACUGGUCGUGGGUAAUAUGUAUUUAUUAGUAUUCCUCUCAUCAGGAUUAGCAUUACUCACAUACAGCUAGUAGAAUGGUGUACUUAAACGUACUACGUGUAUGUGUAGAAAUAGAGUGCGUAGAUCAACAUGUGGUCGCAGUUCUAGUUCAUUUUGAGGGACGAGUUGUAGUUGUAAAGUAAAUGUAAGUAGUACCGCAAAUUACAUGCUCAUUCUCUUACUAAUGCUCAUUCUUCCACAACUUCUUGAAAAUUCUAAAGUCAGAUCUGAACAAGAAGAUAGGGCAGAUAUCAGACGAGAGACUGAUGGAGCAUGGUGUUGGUGCUACGCCAACGAAGAGGGACACGUCGUUUGUGGGAGAGGAGAAAAGUCCUUCGACCUUGGCUCUCGAAGAAGAUCGAGGUGGUCAACAGGAGCACGACGCGUCUAUUGUGCUAGAAUGUCAACAAGGAACUACUACUACUCCUACUACUACUGGUCAUCAAGGAACACAAGGAACUACCGGUCAUGAUCUAGGAGUAGUUGUUGGAGAAAGUAGUGCCACCACAGGUGGGGUAGCAGGAGCAACAGUCGUCAAUUACACGCGUAGUUCCAAAGAGCAAGGAGCUUCGACUAGGCCGAAAUUAUUCG